GUGGAGCAUGAAGUGUGUGGCGGCAGCGGCGCAACGUUCUCACGUAUUGGCAGACUCUGUCGGUCGGAUUACGGUGGUCCAAGAUCGUAUGCGAACGAAUGGACCUCUUUUGUGAAAGCUCGCCUAAACUGCUCCAUUCCCGGCAACUAUCCGUUCUAUUUUGAUCAGAUUGAAGCGACAGCAGUGCCAAUAAAUGGACGCUAUUCAUCCGAGAAUAAGCAGUUCGCCAGGCUCGUGUACGCCGUAUUUCGCAGCCCAUUGGCCGGUAUUUCUUCGUCCGCUAUCUGUGCAUUCGAUAUUCAACAAAUCAACGCGAUCAUCUCGAAAUCAACGUUUGGCCGUCGAAACAGCAUGCAAACAUUGUGGCUGGAUGCGAUGGAUAUUGCAGCGGCAUCAAAGCGUCGUUCUGGCUAG
This is a messenger RNA of Gongylonema pulchrum, 414 nucleotides long. The record is from the annotation of a GenBank genome assembly. NCBI's taxonomy places the organism in Eukaryota, Metazoa, Nematoda, Chromadorea, Rhabditida, Gongylonematidae.